CUCAUAGUUUACCUCAUAGCCUCGUACUUACCAUAUAGUUAUUAUACCUUAUAGUGUACCUCAUAGCCUCGUACUUACCAUAUAGUUAUUAUACCUCAUAGUUUACCUCAUAGCCUCGUAUUUACCUUAUAGUUAUUAUACCUUAUAGUUUACCUCAUAGCCUCGUACUUACCAUAUAGUUAUUAUACCUCAUAGUUUACCUCAUAGCCUCGUACUUACCAUAUAGUUAUUAUACCUUAUAGUUUACCUCAUAGCCUCGUAUUUACCAUAUAGUUAUUAUACCUCAUAGUUUACCUCAUAGCCUCGUACUUACCAUAUAGUUAUUAUACCUUAUAGUUUACCUCAUAGCCUCGUACUUGCCAUAUAGUUAUUAUACCUCAUAGUUUACCUCAUAGCCUCGUACUUACCAUAUAGUUAUUAUACCUCAUAGUUUACCUCAUAGCCUCGUACUUACCAUAUAGUUAUUAUACCUCAUAGUUUACCUCAUAGCCUCGUACUUACCAUAUAGUUAUUAUACCUCAUAGUUUACCUCAUAGCCUCGUACUUACCAUAUAGUUAUUAUACCUCAUAUUUUACCUCAUAGCCUCGUACUUACCAUAUAGUUAUUAUACCUCAUAGUUUACCUCAUAGCCUCGUACUUACCUUAUAGUUUACCUCAUAGCCUCGUACUUACCUCAUAGCCUCGUACUUACCUUAUUGUUUACCUCAUAGCCUCGUACUUACCACCUCAUAGUUAUUAUAGAUAGUUUACCAUAGCUUGUACUUACCAUUAUAGACAGAGCUUAUAGUUUACCUCAGAGUCAUUAUAGAUAGUUCACUAUAGCUGGUAUUUACCACAUUGUUAUUAUAACUGAUAGUUUACCUCAGAGUCAUUAUAGUCAUUAUAGAUAGUGCUUAUCAAAGCCUUGUAUGUACCCUAUAGUACCUACCUUUCCUCAUAGCUUGUAUGUUUAUCCUUUAUAGUCUUUAUCGCCUUCAUUCUCAAUCAAUAUAGUUUUAUUUCUGUAUAAUUUCAGUGAUUUUACCUCAUAUUAUUUCUAAUACAAUAAAAGAACUAUUUCCUGUGUUCAAUAAAUAUAUUUUUGGUUAUCUUUAAUCAGCUUUUAGAGUGUUUACUUUGGGGUUUGAGGUAUAAUUUAAGGGUAAACCGAACGCCGCUUGGGUAGCCAGACCUAGAGAUAGCCAUUUCCCCCAGCGUGCCUUCACACCUGGCAUGAGGGUUGGAGGAACCUGGGAGUUGUAUCUCAAGACAAAUAUCUCCCAAGUCCUUGAGGAGGAGGCGGGGGAGGGGGAGGCAGCAGCCUUGGCCUAGGACUGAGACACGAGGAAUCCCCGAAGCCAGAGGGUUGGGAGAGACCCCAAGGGCCACCCAGCCCCACCACCUUCUGCCAGGCAGGGAAACACAAUCCAAAUCCUCCCGACAGAUCUCCAUCCAGCCUCUGAGUAAAUCCUCCAAAGAAGGAGCUCCCACCAGACUCUGAGGCAGAGAGUUCCCCUGCUGAACAGCUCUUCUUCUUACCCUCAGGAAGUCCUUCCUCGUGUUUGGGAGGAAUCCCUUUUCUUGCCGUUUGACCUCCUGGCUCCGUUGUCCCUUAGUCUCCAGAGCAGCAGAAAGGAAGCCUUUCCCCCUCCUCUUCCUCACCAAUGGGACGUCUUUUUGGAUUUUGAAACAUGCCUGCAGUAAAAUCUGGACGACAGACAGAGCUUGGAGGACUCUCCUCAAAACUAAAACUUGACAAGCCUAGCAGACAUAGUCACAUAGUGUAAAUGUACACAGAAUAAACACUUCAAACAACUCAGACCUUAUUAAGUGGUCAGAUGGUGCCCAACAACUAACAGGCUGAGAUCAAUUCCAGGAUCUUGACAGGAUUUAAUAUAUGUAGACAAUUAUACAUGUCAAGUCGUAUUAGUCUUCCUCCUCUCAGUUGGCCAGGGUGCAUAGAUGUGUUUUUAGUUUGAAGGCAAGGAGGGAGGGGGCAGAUCUUGGUUCUUUUGGGAGGGAUUUCCAGAGGAGGGGAGGAGCACGGAGGAGGCCCCCUCUCUCGUUCCCACCAGCCGUGCUUGAGUUGGGAGUGGGACUGAGAGCAGGGCCUCCUCCGCUGAUCUCAGUGCUCGGGUCGGUUUGUAAACGGAGGUGCAGCUUUGCAAAUAGUCUGUAUCUCCGUUUGCAAACUGGUUCGAGCACUGCGAUCCUAAACUCAACAAGCUCUAUGAGAUAAACAGGAGCCAGAUGAGAGCCCGAGCCUCUUCUAGAAUGAGAGAAUCGGCCAUCUACAAAGACAUUGCCCAGGGGAAGCCGAGCACUUGAUGAAUCAACCUGAACACAGCAUAUUAUUUGAGAACACAGAAAUGUUGGAUUUCCUGACAACCACCAUAUUGUACCAGUACCUGCUGCAUUUCCCACCCCCGUCUUAUACUCAAGUCAAUAGUUUUUUCCCCAGUUUUUUGUGUUAAAUUAGGUGCCUCGGCUUUUACUCGAGUAUAUACGGUACACAUUUUUCUGAAAGACAAAAGACUUUCUCUAGAAUGGAUAAGAUAUGGAUAUCUGCCAAACUCAAAACCUGUUCAAAAGACAGAAAUCCUACCCAAAACUAUCUCAGAUCAUAAUCCAGUGACUCUAGUAAUUAAAAAGAAAGUAAAAACACUUAGAUGGCAGCUGAAUGAAUCACUACUGCAAAAGGAGGACGUAAUUGAGAAUUUUAAAGAAAAACUGAAAGAAUAUUUGGAACUUAAUUUAAAUCAAGUUGAUGUGAUGCCAGUACAGCUUAUAUUAGAGGAUACUUUAUAAAAUGCAACACUGAAAUGAGAAAGAAUAGACAGAAAUAUUUUCAGAUAAUUUCAGAUGAUAUUAAAAGAGAAGAGUUAAAGAAAAAUCCUUUGAAUUCAAACAUUCUAACUCAGAUAUAACUCCUACAAAAGACAUUAUCGAUGUUAAUGGUUAAUGAAUUGGAAACUAAAAUGAAGAAUGCAAAACAAAAAUACCUUGACUCAGCUAACAAACCAGGAGAAUGGUUAGCAUAUACAGUACAUUGAGGAAAGAAAGGCCAAAGAAUGUAAUUGUCAAGUCAUUAUUUAUUUAUUUAUUUAUUUACGGCAUUUCUACCCCGCCUUUCUCUACCCCGAAGGGGACUUACUGUUAAGAUACAACAUGACGAUAAAAUAUUAAUGGAUGAUGUCAUUAUUCAACAAGCUUUUAAACAUAAUUACAGUAAUUUAUAUAAGGCUGACCACAUAUCUCUACAAGACAUUGAGAAUAAUUUAAUUCAGCAAAAGAUGCCAAAAAUAAAUGUUCACAGUUCACAGAUUGUUAUACUUGCAGCUUUGCUGCAUUGUUGGAUUUUAAUUGGUAUGGUUGGAUUUUAUUUUGCGUGGAAAAUCUUUGCGCACCGUCUCCUUUGUAUCUGAGGAGGGAUUGUUCAUUGUUGGGCAAGUGUUAGUCACCAGGCAACGGGCACCUUCCCUCUUCCCCUGGCUUUGCUACAGCACGAGUCUUGUUCUUCAUGUUCCAUGAGAUCUUUCUCUGUUCAACUCCUGAAGAGAUUUUCCUCUCAUUUGUCUGCAGGUAACUUCUAAACAAGUUCUGCAAAGAACACCUUGUGAGAGCUUUGCCCAAGGAGUGCUCUAAGUUGAAAGUGACUUCAAGAUGCACAGCAAUGACAACAAGAAGAAAUAAGUAGUAGAAAAUACAUUUCAAGCUACAUACCUGUGCAAUUAAGGGGGGAAAUAAGAUUGUGCUGAAGAAAGAGAAGCUUGCUGAAAGUGAGCAGAAGGCUACAGCAAUACAAAGACUGUGCUGUUCGGGAGGUUGUAUCUGUGAACUGCUGGCAUAAUAUUUGAAUUAUAAUUGUAAAAGAAUGGCAAGUCCUCUGCCUCCCUAUCCUAGAUCACACACAGGGGAGAAGUUACAUCAAUGUAUGGAAUGUGGGAAACAAUUUGAUUGGAAAAGUUCUCUUACUGUACAUGAACGGACCCACACAGGGGAGAAGCCCUAUAAAUGCAUGGAAUGUGGAGAAAGCUUCAGUCAGAGUGGCAGUCUACGUUCCCAUCAAAGGACCCAUACAGGGGAGAAGCCCUAUAAAUGCAUGGAAUGUGGAGAAAGCUUCAGUAAGAGUGGCAGUCUACAGUCCCAUCAAAGGACCCACACAGGGGAAAAGCCCUAUAAAUGCAUAGAAUGUGGAGAAAGCUUCAGUCGGAGUGACAGUCUACGUUCCCAUCAAAGGACCCACACAGGGGAGAAGCCAUAUAAAUGCAUGGAAUGUGGAAAGAGCUUCAGUCACAGUGGCAGUCUACGUUCCCAUCAAAGGACCCACACAGGGGAGAAGCCAUAUAAAUGCAUGGAAUGUGGAAAGAGCUUCAGUCGGAGUGAACAUCUACGUUCCCAUCAAAGGACCCACACAGGGGAGAAGCCAUAUAAAUGCAUGGAAUGUGGAGAAAGCUUCAGUCGGAGUGGACAUCUACGUUCCCAUCAAAGGACUCACACAGGGGAGAAGCCAUAUAAAUGCAUAGAAUGUGGAAAGAGCUGCAGUCGGAGUGAACAUCUACGUUCCCAUCAAAGGACUCACACAGGGGAGAAGCCAUAUAAAUGCAUGGAAUGUGGGAAGAGCUUCAGUGAGAGGAGCAGUUUACGUUCCCAUCAAAGGACGCACACAGGGGAGAAGCCAUAUAAAUGCAUAGAAUGUGGGAAGAGCUUCAGUGAGAGGAACAGUUUACGUUCCCAUCAAAGGACGCACACAGGGGAGAAGCCAUAUAAAUGCAUAGAAUGUGGAAAGAGCUUCAGUCGGAGUGACAAACUACGUUCCCAUCAAAGGAGCCACUUGGGGAAGAAGCCCUAUUAAUGCAUAGAAUGUGAAAAGAGCUUCAGUCAGAGUGGCCAUCUGCGUUCCCAUCAAAGGACCCGCACAGGGGAUAAGCCACAUAAAUGCACCGAAUGUGAAAAGAGCUUUAGAGAAAGUUCACACAGUAGACAUCGCAGAACUCAUGUACCUCUAGAGGAGACGGGCCUUUGAGUUUCCAAGCUCUCUGAAAAAGCAUUGCAAGGAAAGAGGAAGGCCAGCACCUCUCCCCCGGAACUGCAAUUUGUGUGGCCUUGGUUAAUGGCUACUGGGAGCAGGUGUCACUCAGAGGGGCUCUUAGCAAGAUUCAAAGGGGUUCACCUAACCUCCUGCUUAAGGAGACCCCUCGCAGGCUUCUAGGAUGAUUUGUGAACGUUUGCUGAAAUGUGCAGCAGCUGAGAUCUCUGGAUAAAAGGUUCUGAAAAGGAAUAGCUCUUUGGUUGCAGAUAACAUAUCUUCAUACUCCUUACUCAUGUCUUGGCUCUACUGCAUUUAACAGCAUUGAAUGUUUGCCGUGCAUGUGUACUGUGUGCACUGUGAUCUGCCCUGCGUCCCUUUGGGGGGAUAGGGCAGAAUAUGAAUAAGAUAUUAUUAUUACUGUCCCUUGGUUAAAAUUUUGGACUCUAGCCCUGUACCUGUAACCCUUUUCUGGACUUUGUUGUAUACUGAAGUGUUGACUCUAAAUUCUGGAUGGACGUCCUGGUUUCAUUUAUUAACCAGAACUUUGUUUGUAUCCCUGACUUUCUGGCUUGACUUUGGGACCCUAAAUUCUGUUCGUACUCCUGAUUUCUUGGUUGUUAUUUGAUCAGCUGUGCUGAAUGAACUCCUGGCAUGUGGCUAUUGGACUGUAACCUUGGGCCUUGUUAAUUUUUGCUCCGGACCUGGAUCUGCAGUACUCGACUUGUCUGCAUUAAUUGGACUCUUGAUCUGCACUUGUGUUCAUUGUUCCUUCGACUGUGUUGCUGCAAUUGUAAUAUUUUAGCUCAGCCUUUUUUUGACCAGGGACCACUUUGACCAGAGACCACUCUCCAAAAUUAGUACCAAAAGGGUUACAAAUCAAUUUUGGUCAACUUUAGAUUUGGUUUUGUUAUUUGAAAACUGCAUUGGAUAGACCACAUCAGCUCUAGUUCCUGAUACAGAACAUAUGCCACCCAGUAGUCGUCAUCUGCUUGCCCACAGAAAACCAUAUUUAAUAAGCCUGUAGUAACGGUGAGGCUGUGGACCCUAUUUUAGUUCUUUCGGACCACUGGUUGUCCAUAGACAGGUUGGGAACCACUGUUUUAGCCAGACUGAAGACUUUAGUUUUCCUAUAAGUUCAUAUGGUCUUGGCUUAUCUUGUGUUUGUUUAAUAAACCUCAGACUUUAUACCGAGAGAGCCCUGGAACAUGAGACCAUCCCUCUUGCUUUGUGUGUACUUAUCCCUGUGUAGAGUGAAACCCUUUCUGGAUAUGAGGCUAUUCAAUCCCCACCUUUAGCAAAGGGUCCAUUAGGAUACACAGUAUCCCUCCCCAACUGCAGGGAAUGGAAGACAAAGAAUGGUGACAACGACUGAUGAAGAUUUAUGAAUCAGUUGAGAUGGACACAUUAACUACAUUGGUUUAGUGUAGAACAGCAUUGAAAGGAAAUAAGAGUAGAGAUUCAAAUCAUAUAGUGAGUGAGAGUUUUGUAGACUAGUGUUUGAUGUCAGUUUUGUUGUCAUUGUGCAAGGUGUGUGUCCUUGUUCCCUUUAUAUUUGUUAAAUAAUCCUUUAAAAAAAAUGUACCAAAAUUAUCAUUUGUGUAAAAAUACUGUUUUUAAAUACCAAAAUUGUAAUUUGUGUAAACAUGCUUGGAUUUGCUUUCUUUCUUUAGUCUUUGAAUAAAUAUUGUUUUUUUU
Anolis carolinensis (green anole) is the source of this 6707-nucleotide messenger RNA. Its product is annotated as zinc finger and SCAN domain-containing protein 2-like. Gene Ontology annotation, cellular component: nucleus. Gene Ontology annotation, molecular function: DNA-binding transcription factor activity, RNA polymerase II-specific; RNA polymerase II cis-regulatory region sequence-specific DNA binding. The transcript has a single exon. The coding region runs from base 3855 to 4835 and encodes 326 amino acids. Lineage: Eukaryota; Metazoa; Chordata; Lepidosauria; Squamata; Anolidae. Gene Ontology annotation, biological process: regulation of transcription by RNA polymerase II. The record is from RefSeq and is a predicted model, not a curated record.